UUUUUUUGAAAACUCAGCCGCAACAUUCUGCUUGGUCUUCCUCACAGACAGAAAGACCUACACUGGCAGCUAAGGCAACUUAAACAUCUGCUCCUUAUAGAAACCUCUUGAACUGCCCCCUUUUUUAUUCCCCUCCUACUUUCUUCCUUUCUCUCUCACCCUCACUCUCUCUCUCUAGCUUUCUCUCUCUUUAUAAACUCCCUCUCUCACACUUUUCUUGGCUGCUGCUUUAAAACAAGAUCCUAAAAGCACAGAUCCAUUGCUUCUUCACCAUUCCCCCCUCCACCUUCCCCCUGGCCACUUGAAAUCAGGUUUAUAGUUACUGGCUACAACUAAACUGCUGCAAAGCCUGAAAGGUUUGCCUGGAACAAGGAGAGGAUUCUAUUUUUUUCACUUAACAGGCAAGAGUGAAGGAAAACCUGGAAAGAAGAAUUGGGAAGGAGAGGAAUAAAAAAACACCGCUUUCAGGAAGGAAAACACCAGUUUAUUUCAGUUUCAGGAGAAGAUAUAUUUAUAAACGUUUGCGGGGUGUGAGUGUUGCCUGCAUACAUGGCUUACAACAGGUGGGGGAUCGUGCUCUGUGCAUUUGUUCUCCUAUCUUGUGUGGCUGCUAAUGUUGAGAGAGUUAGGAAGAUCACUUAUGUGGUUCACCCUGGACCUCCUGGUACCUACCAGCACUCUGUGCCCCUGGGCAACCGCAACACAGUGAUCAGCAGCAGGCAGCAGAGCACCAGCUACGGGAGCACCCAGGAGAGGACCCGCAGGAUGAGCAGAGUCAGCGGCAACCCUUCUGCCGUCCACCAACAGCAGCCCCAACACAUUGCGGGCCAGACUGGACAGGCUGUGGGCAAAAUGACCAGGCACUACUUCUCCAGCAGCAGUCUGCAGCACGACCCUCAGAGGAACCCUACUUUUCAGCAGUUGCAGCACAAACUCCAGCUACAGGGGGUUAAUGUCUGUGGGGGCAAGUGCUGUCAUGGCUGGAGCAAAUCGUCUGGAUCUGAACGAUGUACCAAACCAAACUGUAGUCCACCAUGUCAAAAUGGAGGAAUGUGCCUACGACCUCAUUUGUGUGUAUGCAAGCCAGGUACCAAAGGCAAAGUCUGUGAAGAAAGUGCAACGCAAGACACAUCAUCGACUGUAAAUGGAGGUUAUGAUCAGGGACUUCCUGCACCACCCUCGCGGCCAAUCCCUCAGCAAGCUUCUCCAAAGACCUAUCCAAAAAAAGCACAAGGAUCUCCAGAAUCAAGUCCAGUGGGACAAGUGACAUUAGCACUGAAACAGAAGCCACACAUAGGCAUAUCUCAACCAUCUCAGCCACAGAUGAUUCUACCACAGACACUAUCGAUGAACCUGCAGCAUGGUCAGACUCAACAAUUCAUGAUAAAGCCCAAAUAUUACUCUAAGUCCAAAAAUUCACAUUUGGGUGAACAAUCCACAGAGGGGUCUUUACCACUCAGAGCAAACUUGGAUCACCUGGCAUCCUCUUUUCAUUUGGGAAACCAGACAGGGCGCAUCAAGGUGGUCUUCACGCCUAGCAUUUGCAAAGUGACCUGCACCAAGGGACAUUGUCAGAACAGCUGUGAGAAAGGAAACACCACCACGCUUAUUAGUGAGAACGGACAUGCUGCUGAUACGCUCACAUCCAGUAACUUCAGAGUAGUGAUUUGUCACCUUCCUUGUAUCAAUGGAGGACAGUGCACUGCUCGGGAUAAAUGUCAUUGUCCCCCUAAUUUUACUGGCAAGCUGUGCCAAAUCCCGGUACAUAAUGGUAACCAGCAGAAGCAGUAUCCACAUCAACAGCAUUCACUAAAGACUGUAGGUUCACAUGUUAUUCAUUCUACACACACUUUGCCCCUAACUGUUACAGGACAACAAGGAAUUAAAGUUAAUUUUCCUCCCAAUUUGGUAAAUAUCCAUGUCAAGCAUCCACCAGAAGCUUCUGUACAGUUUCAUCAAGUUUCUAGAGUUGAGAGCUCCUCUUCUCAGAAGAAGGAGAGCCAGAUUGGUCAAACACAGAUUUCUUACCAUGGCAUCCAAAAACAUCAACCGUACAUCAUAUAUCCACACCAACAGACCAUACCCAAUGUGUAUCCAGUAUCUGCAAAAUCACAGCUUGGACGUUGCUUCCAAGAAACCACAGGCUCACAGUGUGGCAAACUACUACCAGGUCUCCACAAGCAAGAUGACUGUUGUGGUACAGUUGGCUCUUCAUGGGGCUUGAACAAAUGUAUGAAAUGUCCAAAGAAAAUACACUAUCCUGGAUAUUCUCAAUAUAUGGAUUGUCCUCAAGGCUACAAAAAAAUAAAUGACACAUUCUGCCAAGAUAUUAAUGAAUGUCGUAUGCAAAAUGCAUGUCCCAAUGGAGAAUGCCUGAACACCAUUGGAAGCUAUAGAUGCACGUGCAAACCAGGGUUUGUGCCAGAUCCCACAUUAUCUGCAUGUAUAGCUGAAAUUCCUUUGUCUGAGGAGAAAGGCCCUUGUUACCGACUGGUCAAUACAGGAAAGCAGUGCAUGCAUCCUCUGUCUGUUCAGCUUACCAGGCAGCUCUGCUGUUGCAGUGUGGGCAAAGCAUGGGGACCGCAUUGUGAAAAGUGCCCUGUUCUUGGAACAGUGGCUUUUAAAGAAAUCUGCCCUGGUGGAAUGGGCUACACAAUGCCUGUGGUAAGAGUUCCACCACCUGCAAGAACAUACACCAUGCAGCCUCCAGUGAGGACAACCCGUCCACCAGUUAUAACCAAGGAGGAACCAAUUGAAGCAUUAUCUGUGUCCGAGAAAAAUGACCCAGAUUCCACUGCAACUUCUGAACAGGAGCUUGUGCCAAAAAGAGAAAAACCUGAUGUGGAUCGUAGACAACCUCAGCAUUCACCCGAAAUUUCCACCAUUAACCUACAUCCGCAGUUCCCAGUUGUAAUUGAAAAAUCGUCUCCACCUGUUCCUGUUGCAAUUGCCCCAGAUGUUUCCACAUCCAGUGCAAGUCAAGUGAUUGCUCCUACUCAAGUAACAGAGAUUAAUGAAUGUACAGUGGAUCCUGAUAUCUGUGGAGAAGGGCAGUGUGUUAAUCUUCCUGAAGGAUACACUUGUAUCUGCUUCACGGGAUUCACACUAAAUGAGGAGAGGACCAAAUGUGUAGACAUUGAUGAAUGUACGCAGGUUCCUUACCUCUGCUCACAUGGCCGCUGUGAAAAUAAUAUGGGAAGUUUUCUCUGUAUUUGCCAUGCUGGUUAUAUGGCUAAUGAACAGGGAACAAAUUGCAUUGAUGUAAAUGAGUGCCUGCAGCCAAACAUAUGUGAGAACGGACUUUGCAUAAACACCGCUGGCUCCUACCGCUGUGAAUAUUGUGCAACUGGAUACCGAAUAAAUAGUGUGGGUCGUUGUGAAGAUAUUGAUGAAUGUCUUUCUCCAAGCACAUGUCCAGAUGACAAAUGUGUUAACAGUCCAGGCACUUAUUCCUGUGUUCCUUGUGAAGAAGGAUAUAGUGGAUUCAAUGGGCAAUGCUAUGAUAUUAAUGAGUGCCAGGACGAUGCAUCAGUGUGUGCUAAUGGUGAUUGCUCCAACCUUGAGGGAUCUUACAGGUGUUUAUGUCGAAAGGGAUAUAAACCAACCUCUGAUGGAAAGCAGUGUAUAGAUAUAGAUGAAUGCCAAGCUGGCAAUUUAUGUUUGAAUGGCCAUUGCCAAAACAUUGAAGGUUCUUUCAUGUGCUCCUGCAACCAGGGAUACCAACUUUCAGUAUCUAAGGAGCAAUGUGAUGAUAUUGAUGAAUGCCAAAACAGGAGUUUGUGCGGUCACGGUCAGUGCAGGAAUACACAGGGACAUUUUACAUGUGUAUGCAAUCAAGGAUAUAAGCUAUCUUCUGCUGGAGAUCAAUGUGAAGACAUAGAUGAGUGCCAAGAGGAGAAUGAAGCUUGCCAAGGAGGAGGAGUCUGCCACAAUAUGGAGGGGUCUUUUGAAUGUUCCUGUCCAGAUGGUUUCAAACUUGUAGAUGAAAGAAGAUGUCAAGAUAUUAACGAGUGUGAACAGACAGCGUUGUGCUCUCCCAAUGGAGAAUGCCUUAACACACCUGGCUCUUUCCACUGCGUCUGUGAACAAGGUUUUGCCUCUUCAAUCAAUCAGAGUUCAUGUGAAGAUGUUGAUGAGUGUAUUAACUCCAUUCAGUGUGGAAGUCAAGGAUUUUGUGAAAAUACAGAUGGCUCCUAUCGUUGCCUCUGUUACCAGGGGUAUCAGGACUCUUUGGAUGGGCAAGGGUGUGUGGAUGUGAAUGAAUGUGAAAUGCUCAGCGGAGUUUGUGGUGAAGCCCGCUGCGAAAAUGUGGAAGGUUCUUUCCUUUGUUUGUGUUCUGAUGAUGACACUCAGGAAUACGAUCCAAUGACAGGAGUAUGCCGAUUCCGAGACAUAGAUUCACAAUACGAGGAGGAAAAGAAGGAAUGUUACUACAACCUCAAUGAUGUCAACUUUUGUGGUAAUGUCCUGGCUGUUAACGUUAGCAAACAGGAGUGCUGCUGUACAUUAGGAGCUGGAUGGGGAGACAACUGUGAGAUAUUCCCAUGUCCUGUCAUUGAGUCUGAUGAGUAUCUAGAAAUGUGCCCCAAAGGAAAAGGCUACAUCCCAUCACAGGAGAUCAUGUAUGAUGGCAAUGGUUUAAUAUAUCAAGAUGCUGAUGAAUGUUUGUUGUUUGGGAAGGAAAUUUGCAAGAAUGGCUUCUGCUUAAAUACUGAAUCAAAUUACGAGUGUUAUUGCAAACAAGGCACAUAUUAUGACCCUGUGAAAUUUCAGUGUAUAGAUAACGAUGAAUGUCAAGAUCCAUCCAGUUGUAUUAAUGGAGAAUGUGUGAACACAGAUGGUUCUUACAGUUGUUUCUGCACACGCCCAAUGGUUUUGGAUUCAACUGGGAAACGGUGUACAAGACCACUGGAUGCAGUUGAACCAACAGAAGAAGCUGAUGUUUUCCAAGAUCUGUGUUGGCAAGAUCUAAAUGAAGACUUUGUGUGCAGCCGACCUUUGGUAGGAAAGCAGACAACCUACACAGAAUGCUGCUGCUUACAUGGAGAAGCAUGGGGAAUGCAAUGUGCUCUGUGCCCUAUGAAAGACUCAGAGGACUAUGCUCAACUUUGCAACAUUCCUGUGCAAAGAUACAGACAGCCUUAUGGAGAAGAUGGACUUGACUUUUCAGAACACUAUAUUCCACCAGAAGAUCCAUAUAUUAUUCAGGAGGGUGUUGAAUUGAGAAAGUAUGAAGAGCUGCAGGCAGAGGAGUGUGGCAUCUUAAACGGAUGUGAAAAUGGAAGAUGUGUACGUGUCCAAGAAGGAUACACUUGUGACUGUUUUGACGGAUUUCACUUGAACAUGAUGAAAAUGACCUGUGUUGAUGUCAAUGAGUGCAAUGAAUUGAACAACAGGAUGUCUCUAUGCAAGAACGCUAAGUGUAUUAAUACAGAAGGGUCCUAUAAAUGUGUCUGUCUGCCAGGAUACAUACCAUCAGAUAAACCCAACUACUGUACAGCGCUCAACUCAGAGAAAGACCACAGUGAACUGGAAUAAAAUGGAAUUAUUCCGAUGUCUUAGCCCAUAUACUCUGCACUGUAUGAAAUAUAAAAAAAAGCAAUAAAUAAAGAAGCUAUGUGUGUUGUCUGAGAAGAAGAUGGAAAAGAACUGCAAAUGAUGGUAGAAAAUAGCAUUAACUGUAGUAUCUGGAAGUGGAACUUCGUAGUUGACUUUCUAUACAUCAACUUCAAUAAAAUUACAGACCAAAUGGACACAUUUUCUUGGAUGAAACCACCAAGUAUAUAGUCUGAUCAUAAAUAAACGUGUUGGAAGAUAGAGCAUUGUUAUGUUAAACCUGUUAUUAUUUUGUAUCUAUUGCUUUAUUAACUUGGCAUUUUAAUAGUGGCGGGAGCAUUUUAUUACACUUUUUUUGACGAUGCAGCACAUUGAAAUACUGUGUAAAUUCUACCGAGGUGAAAGCUAUUUUUUUCCUUUUUCUUUUUUUGGUCACUUUUCUCACUUUUUUUUGCAAAUGUUUUGUAGGGCAAAUUUUCUAAGAACACUUUCACAUGAUUAUGCUAUUUGUCUGGAAAUAUUGUUCAGUGACUUUUAUAAAAUCUUGUUUGCCCUGUGGAGCAGACAUCUUUUUGUUCUAACUUUUUGUACAUCUUGGCUGGAAAUAUGUAUUUUUUUCCCCCUCUGUCUUUGCCUCUUACUGCACUUAAAUUCUUUAGAGGAUUUCUUGCCAAGUUUGAAAGCUGCUAGAAAAUCAUUGCAUCCCUUUAUAUACGUUAAAUUAGAUACCUAAGUUUCCCAGUUCACAUUUUAUUGUGUAAAUUGAAUAUUAAAAAGUAAUAUUUGAGAUUCUCUGAUGCGGUGUAUUAAACCUCAAAAAAGUAUUUAUUUUUUUCUUUCUAAAUAUAUAUGUAUGUGCAUAUCAAUACAUAUAUACAUACACACAAUUAUAUAUUUAUGCAUAUGUAUGUAUGUAUGUAUCUACAUUUGUAUUUAUUCAUACACAUACAUAUUAUUCAGUUGGCUUUAUUAGACAUGGUAGCAUGUGAAACCCAUGAGUAUAUAUGUGCUUGUGGAUGUGUAUAUGUGUGCACAUAGAUACAUACACACACACACACACACACAAACAAGUUAAAGUGAAUAACACAUUUUAUCUUGAAAUCAUACAUAAUCCAAUAGUCAACAUAUCAUUCUGUUAACUGACUUUUUCCACAUAUGACCAAUGAAUAAUACAUACACUUAAAUACACAGUGACACCGAGAUCAGGUGCAAAAGCCCAUAUACUGCAAAAUGAAAGUGCAUUGGCUAAAAAUAGUAGCCCAGGUACUAGACGCCAGACCAAACAAAUCUUUUUAGGAAAGCAAACCUUCCAGUUUAAAUUAGAAUGUUUUUUAAUCAUGCUAUGUAGAAAAAUGACAUAUAUAUUGGUGAUUGUUAAUGUGUUUGUGUUUGUGUGUGUGUGCAUAAAUAUAUUUGAUAGAUACACAUACCCACGUGUACAUUACUCAUGACACCAGUGGUUUCUAUAAAAAAAAAAAAAAAAAUUGUAUGUUUUCCAUACCUUGCCAUUACUGUUUUUUUGUAAAUGUGAAUUUGCAAUUUGAUUACACAUUUAAACAAUAUUUAAAAUUUUCUCAUCAUAUCUGUCACUGUAACUGUGGAAUGUCUGACCUGUGUUGCUAAAAUCAUGGGUUAUGGCAAAAAUGCUAACUUCCCUUAUUACAUAAGACCAAAUAAAGACCAGAAACAUUGUGGAUUUUAAUUAAA
Messenger RNA from Pelobates fuscus (common spadefoot toad), 7263 nucleotides. It is a transcript of the gene LTBP1, whose product is annotated as latent transforming growth factor beta binding protein 1. The record is from RefSeq and is a predicted model, not a curated record. Gene Ontology annotation, molecular function: calcium ion binding. NCBI's taxonomy places the organism in Eukaryota, Metazoa, Chordata, Amphibia, Anura, Pelobatidae. The transcript is spliced from 34 exons. The coding region runs from base 550 to 5538 and encodes 1662 amino acids.